Notodromas monacha is the source of this 622-nucleotide messenger RNA. The record is from the annotation of a GenBank genome assembly. Lineage: Eukaryota; Metazoa; Arthropoda; Ostracoda; Podocopida; Cyprididae.
AAGGUGCAUUUUGUAUUCUGCCUUUUUUUGUGUUAAAAUACCCGUUAUACCUCCGUGGCAACUGCGACGAAAGGAUGUCGUUCUGCGCGGUUUCGUUUCGUUCGGCGAGUGUCUCUGAUGGUGGGGCUUGACCUGACCGAAAGAGAGAGAAAAAAAAAGAAAAGAAACUAUGACUAAGUCGUCCGCGAGCAACGGCAGUGUGGCCAGCGUGAAGAGCAGGAGUCGGUUUGACCUGGCUCAAUGCUUCUCGGCGAAGAAUGACGAACGCGCGGACGAGGAUUAUUACGUGGACGCGGACGAAGAGUGCUUCCGCAACUACAAGUCGGGUCGCGCCGUGAAGCUCGAAGCGUGGCAAGAUGACGAACAUCUUUCUGCUCCUUCGAGUCCAUUCCUCAUCCUGAUCAGCUUAAUCAGAAAGCUGCAUCAGGUCUAUAAAACCAACUGGAAAUGUCUCUUGCGUCGAGCGGAUAUUGGGAAGAGCGGAAAAAAGGAAGAGUUGCGUCUUUUGUCUGCUCGGAAGCAGAUGCGGUUUUUCGCAUUAUUCCCGAUAUCGAAAUCCUCCAGCUGUUGUGUGUUGCUUCGCAAGCGACGUCGUCCGUGCCUGCCUAUUGUUCCGCCCUAA